This is a messenger RNA of Racocetra fulgida, 708 nucleotides long. The record is from the annotation of a GenBank genome assembly. Lineage: Eukaryota; Fungi; Glomeromycota; Glomeromycetes; Diversisporales; Gigasporaceae.
AUGGCUGAUGGCACAAUCGAAUUUAAUUUGUUUAAUAAAAAUUUUGAUAGAGUUACAAGAUUUAAUCGUGGUAUAUCCUUUUUCGAUUAUGCGAAACCACUGACCGGAUUUUUUGUAUUUAUUUUUUUUGGUGUUGGCAAAGACGCUAUGAAUACUUAUAAAAACCAAAACAGUUCAUCUUACGCCCUUAAAUCAUUAAAUUCUCGAAAACAUUCUAUUGGCGAUAUAAAACUCUCGAUUCCAGGAGAACCUUUUUCGGGACAAGUGAAAUCUCAUAACUUUUUAUUUCUCGAUGGUCAUCGUACACCAACAGAACAGGCUCAAUUUGAUUUGACUAGUGGUAUUCAUUUUAACCUUGACGACAUAUUAUUAGGUUCACCCACUGAUGGUUUUGAUUAUAGUUCAAAAAAACAUUAUUCAUAUAGUUCAAAAAAGCAUGAUUCUUAUAGUUCAAAAAAGCAUAAUUCUUAUAGUUCAAAAAAGCAUAAUUCUAUUUAUCAAACCAAUACGCAUACAAAAUUGAGUUAUGAAACUUUGGAAGGAAAUGCUUCAGCACUCAUUACAAUUUCAAAUUCUUCUCCGACAAUAACCGAUUCUCAAAUCAUCCAAUAUGACAUAAUACACUCUCCACAUGUGGUCGUUACCCCGUCAUCACCCCGUAAUUCAAUUUCAAUAAAUAACUUAUCUAAUGGAAUUAAUGAUUUAUAA